Messenger RNA from Oldenlandia corymbosa var. corymbosa, 279 nucleotides. NCBI's taxonomy places the organism in Eukaryota, Viridiplantae, Streptophyta, Magnoliopsida, Gentianales, Rubiaceae. The record is from the annotation of a GenBank genome assembly.
AUGAAGAAUUCAUAUUCUACUGCAAAUCACAAGGAAAUAAAGAUCAAAAUCACUAAGAAACAGCUGGAGAAACUGCUGGGAGAAGUUGACGUGCAUGAGUUGCCGGUGGACCAAGUCUUGUCUAGGCUGAUUAAUAUUAAUAAUGCAGCUGCUAGUGAUCAAUAUCAUAAUGAUCAUGAUCAUCAGCAAUAUCAACGGUCCUGGAGGCCUCAUCUUCAGAGCAUUCCUGAGCCAAAUGGACGUUUGCCAUUUGUCAUUGUCGCCAUGAUGUAUCAAUGA